Molecule: messenger RNA, 2498 nt
Organism: Hemiscyllium ocellatum (epaulette shark)
Lineage: Eukaryota; Metazoa; Chordata; Chondrichthyes; Orectolobiformes; Hemiscylliidae
Gene: sart1
Product: spliceosome associated factor 1, recruiter of U4/U6.U5 tri-snRNP
Biological process (GO): maturation of 5S rRNA; mRNA cis splicing, via spliceosome
Cellular component (GO): U4/U6 x U5 tri-snRNP complex
Source: RefSeq, a predicted model, not a curated record
AUGGGGUCCUCCAAGAAGCACAGGGAGAGGGAGAGGGGGGGAGGGGGAGGGGAAGAGUCCGGCCGCCACAAGAAGCACAAACACAAGGAGCGCAAACAGAGGGGGGGCAGCCGGGAGAGGGAGGGCCGCCGUCACCGGGACAGGGACCGGGACCGGGACAAGAGACCCCCACCCACACCGGGCACUGACAGCCAGCCGGAGCGCCGCCCCAAGAAGGAGAAGACCGAGGAGGCUGCUCCUGGAACCAAGUCCGGAGGUGCGAGCGCCUCACUGAGCAUCGAAGAGACGAACAAGCUGAGAGCCAAACUCGGGCUCAAACCACUGGAAGUAAAUGACUCGAAAAAGACUGAGGCUGGAACGAAAGAGGACCCAGUUGUGGUCCCAGCCAUUAACCCCAUCGCCAUGAAGCAGCAGGAGGACAUUCGGGUGAAACUUGCUGCCCUGAAGGAGAAACGCCUCCUGAAUCAGAAGCUGGGGAAAGUGAAAUCUCUCGGCGAUGAUGAUGGCUGGCUGGAUGAUGCCAUGGCCUGGGUGGAGAAGAGCAGGAAACUGCAGAGGGAGAAGGAGAUGGCCGAGAAGAGGGCCAAGCUUCUGGAGGAAAUGGAUGAAGAGUUUGGCAUCAGUGAUCUCAUUGAGGAGGAGAUGCAAACCAAGAGACAGUCUGCCUACACAUCCCGGGACCUGAAGGGACUGACGGUGCAACAUGAUAUCGAGGCCUUCACAGAAGGACAGUCCGUGGUGCUCACCCUGAAGGACAAAGGGGUCCUGGAUGAGGAGGACGAUGUCCUUGUCAACGUGAACAUCCUGGACAAGGAGCGAGCCGACAAGAACGUGGAGCACAAGAAGAAGAAACCCGACUACAAGCCCUACGAGGAGGAGGAGAGCGUGGACGACAUGGCAGUGUUUAAAGGGAAGUCCAUCCUGUCGAAGUACGACGAGGAGAUUGAUGGGGAGAGGAAGAAGUCGUUUAAGCUGGAGGCCGGAGGGACCGCCGACGGAUCGUGGGAAAAGGAGCUGCAGCAGAUCCGGGAGACCCUCCGGAGCCAGGCGCAGACUCUCGACAUGCCGCAGCUGAAGCUGGCUUCGGAAUUCUACACCGAGGAGGAGAUGGUCACGUUCAAGAAAACGAAGCGGAGAGUGAAGAAGAUACGGAAGAAGGAAACCAGGCUGAAAGCGGACCACCUCCUCAUCCAGGGCCACGAGAGCACGGUCACCGACUACGGCUCCAGGGAACGUGGCCGAGGGUGGAAGUUCCACGGUGAGGCAGAGGCAGAGGCAGAAGGCAACACCGAGCAAGCAGAGGCAGCCGCCCCAGAGGUACAGUCUGUGUCGGACGACAUGCGUGUGGAAAACAUGGACAUCAGUGACGAUGAAGCCCGAGCCCCUGACUCCCCGGUGGCCAUUGAGGAGGACGAGGCCGAGAUGGAGCUGCAGAAACAGCUGGAAAAGCAGCGGCGCCUGAGACAGCUCCACAAACAGGCGUCUGACAAGGUUGUCGACAUUGCGAAGAAACUGAAGUCAGACCGCAAGGACGAGGACGCUGACGAAUUGGAAAGAAAGGGCCUGAUUGUUUUCAACGCCACGUCGGAAUUCUGCCGGACGCUUGGAGAAAUCCCAACUUACGGGCUGGCUGGGAACCGGGAGGAGCAGGAGGAGCUGCUGGAUUUUGAAGUGGAGAAUAAGGAACUAUCGGACGAUGAGAUGGAGUUGGACCGGGACGAGACAGUGGGCUGGAGUACGGUGAACCUGGAUGAGGAGAAGAAGCAGCCGGAGUUCUCAGCCACAUCCACCACUAUCCUGGAUGAGGAACCCAUCGUCAACUGCGGCCUGGCAGCUGCUUUGCAUCUCUGCAGGAACAAAGGUCUCCUCGACACCACGAUGCAGAAAGUCGCCCGAGUGCGUUCCUCAGCGAAGAGUCUCCCUUCAACAGUCUAUGCCAUCGAGGACAAGAUGUUAAUAGAUGACAAGUACAGUCGGAGGGAGGAAUAUCGCGGCUUCACGCAGGAGUUCAAGGAGAAGGAAGCUUACCGGCCCGACGUGAAGAUCGAUUACGUGGAUGAAUCUGGAAGGAGGCUGACCCCGAAAGAGGCAUUCAGACAGUUGUCCCACCGGUUCCACGGAAAAGGAUCGGGAAAAAUGAAGACUGAGAAACGCAUGAAGAAACUAGAAGAGGAACAUCUGCUGAGGAAGAUGAGUUCGAGUGACACACCGCUGGGAACCGUAGCCCUCCUGCAGGAGAAGCAGAAAGCACAGAAAACCCCCUACAUCGUCCUCAGUGGGAGCGGGAAGAGCAUGAACGUAAACACAAUAACGAAAUGAGACUCCUGGACCCAAGGACUGGACUUUGGCACCGAUUUGGGAGGGGGGGGUGGGGGUUAGGGUUCCUUUUACGGCAGGGAAGGGAAAAGAUUUGGUCGCUGGCUAGAUUUUGCUGUUCUAUUUACUCUUCAACUUUUCUUCUGUACAUUAAUAAAGAGACACUUUUUUUUCCCCCUUUU